UCUAAAGACGACAAAAAUAGCUGCAACACUUGUGCACCUCGUCUUGAACAUGCUCGCGCACAGGUGAACGCGUUUUUAUCACACAAAGUGUUUAUCGGACAUCUGACCCUAAAGCAAGAUGUCAGGUGAUGCGUGCACAAAUUCAUAUGUGGCUAUUGCUCUGAUAUCUCUUGGACUGGUGAUAUCUGUUUGUUUAAAUGUUACUCUCUAUUUAUUAAGAAGACAGGAUAGAUAUAAAAGAGCUAAUGAAGACCCUUUUGACUAUGGAGAGGAGGAAUUUCGUAGAAAUUCAAUUGACAGGUUUGAAGACGAUGAAAUGGAAAGACAGGAGAAUCCAAUUUAUGGGAAUAUCUGUUUAGAAGUAGGAGGAUCUUUCAGAAUGCCUGAAGAUGUGUGCUAUGAACAAAUGUCACAGGCAAGCACAUCAAAAAAGACUUUAAAGGUCCAUCAGGGAGAUGUGUCCUAUGCUUCUCUUGAUCUUUCAGCAAAUAAAAAGCGUAAGAAGAAACGAAAAUUCCAAAAACAGGCUCAGACCCACCAAGCUCAGACACAUCCACAACCUGUUUCUCAGCAGAACUGUGAGGACCAGGACAUUGACGCAGACAUCACCCUCCCAUCACGAACCAGCAGUCUCACGGUUUCACGGCAUAGUAUCUACCUCAACAGCCAUCAAGUAGCCCUGGAGGCAGAGGAGAGAGAGAGGGAGAGAGAAAGGGUGAGGGAGUUAGAGAGGGAGAGAAAUGAAACUGAAGAGUUUGAGUUAAGAAAUUCACAUGAAGACUUUGACCACUCACUCGGCAGAUCAAGACAAAGUCUGGAAGAGAAUAGUUAACAAAACUUUUGCAUCCUUAAAGAUGAAACAUCAUACUGUGGGCGGAGCUGUCAACAGCUCAGAUAUCACAAAUAAGAACUCAUAGUAUAAUGCAAAGGUCACAAGGUUUUGGGUGAGAAGUGAGGAAAUUGUCACACAAUUCUCUGCCUUUGCAAAAGCAUAAAAAGGAGACCUUUUAUUUUGAGGAUGUGUUAAUAGAGUUCGCUAUAAUGAUGAACUUUUUUGUUGUUGUUGCAUGUGGAAACUUUUAAUGUUGGUCUGUUAUGCAAUUGUACAUAUAUUAAAAUGACAUGCUAGCACAUAUUUCUCUAUUGUUUAACAGUUAAUAAUUAAUAAAAAAUAAUGAAUGAAUUAAAGAUUGUGUAUACAUUCAUGAUUAAAGGCUUAAUUCAAUU
This is a messenger RNA of Paramisgurnus dabryanus, 1227 nucleotides long. RefSeq lists its product as uncharacterized. Gene Ontology annotation, biological process: negative regulation of receptor recycling; positive regulation of T cell receptor signaling pathway. Lineage: Eukaryota; Metazoa; Chordata; Actinopteri; Cypriniformes; Cobitidae. The record is from RefSeq and is a predicted model, not a curated record. Gene Ontology annotation, cellular component: T cell receptor complex.